CUCACUGAGCAAGCAUGUCAUGUGACUGAAUUCAGCUUGACAACAAGGAAGCGACUGAAAGAAGAAAAAAAAAAAAAAGAUUUUUGUAGAUGCGUGAUUGCAAUCUCUUUUAUUUGUCCUUUUUGGCUCCAGUACCUAAAGCCAGUGGGCUUAUCUGUUGCCCUUGCAGUGUUUGCUGUGUAUGUUUGCUUGGUGUGUGAUGCAUACAGCAUACAGUUUAUAUUUAAAAGGAAGUUUAUAGGCAGCUGCAGAUUGAAGCAGUCAUCUCACUGUAGGUUCCAAUUUGUCACCAGUCUAUUAUCCUCAAUCAUGUCUCGGUUCUUCUCUUUAAUACUUGCAGCUCUGGGACUAUUCUCCUGUGAGGCACUUAGAAUGCCACAGAAUGUAAUUCCAUGGAGACUAACCACGGUUAAUGGGUUCUCUUGGGCUAACUGUGAUGCAGAAAGCCUUCCAGGCAAAAUCAAAAGUCUUACACUUAAUCCAGACCCAAUCACCAUUCCUGGAGAUGUGUCAAUCGCUACAGUACUAUCCACUAAUGUACCUGUGGAGUCUCCUCUCAAGAUUGCCAUUACUGCAGAAAAAGAGCUUUUUGGUGAAUGGAUUAAGGUACCCUGCCUAGAUAAUUUGGGUAGCUGCACCUAUGAUGAUGCAUGCAGCAUCCUGGAUGCUCUCAUUCAACCAGGACAGGAGUGCCCUGAGCCACUGCGUACAUACGAUUUACCCUGCCACUGCCCAUUCAAAAAAGGAUCCUAUUCUCUUCCUGAUACCAGCAUUAAGAUACCAAAUCUAUCUCUUCCAUCCUGGCUUGCUAGCGGCAAUUACCGUGUGACUGGAGUCAUGAGCCAUGAGAAUGAGGAGAUUGGCUGUGCCAAAUUUACGUUCUCGUUGGAGAGCAGUGACUCUUCAUGGUGGUAAAGUGAAAUAUCACAUUGAUUGAAGAGGAUUGAAGAUGCAGUUUAUUCCUACAACGAUUAGCCUUACUCAUUCCUUUAUACUCUUAUUAUAGAAUAAUUUACACUUGGACUGAUUAUGUGCAUUCCCCAAACACCAGCAUAUGCUUGUGACUCUCCAUAUUUGGGUUUUAUAAUUUUAAAACAUUUAUCGUUCCAAUUUCUUUUCUGGAAAAUUAAUCUUUAACUUGCAUAUAAACUGAUGAGUCUUUUUUAUUAACAUAAUCAUGGGUGUUUAUAAAGCAAACCAAGGUGAAGCAUUGACGUCUAACAAACAAUUUUCCGCCAGCAGUUAUAUAAAGCCCUAACCAGCAAACAAUACUCAUAUAGCCUUUGAAUCCUUAAAUGGCUCAUUGUAUGUUGUGCAGGUCCAGCUAUGGACACUCAUGACAUUCGUGGGUAAAAGAGUAUGCCAUUUAGACAUUCACAUUUUGCUUUUUUUAGUCUGUGUCUCCUUGAAAAUAUUCUUCCAUAGUCAGUGAACAUAAGCUUUUAACAUAUCUUUAAAUGUUUGGAACAUUAACUUUCAGCACCGUUGUUGCUCUCUAAGUAUUAAUAUCAAUAAAGAAUCUUAAAACUGUG
Messenger RNA from Pelobates fuscus (common spadefoot toad), 1532 nucleotides. It is a transcript of the gene GM2A, whose product is annotated as ganglioside GM2 activator. Gene Ontology annotation, biological process: lipid transport; ganglioside catabolic process. The transcript is spliced from 4 exons. The coding region runs from base 310 to 915 and encodes 201 amino acids. Gene Ontology annotation, molecular function: lipid carrier activity; enzyme activator activity. NCBI's taxonomy places the organism in Eukaryota, Metazoa, Chordata, Amphibia, Anura, Pelobatidae. The record is from RefSeq and is a predicted model, not a curated record. Gene Ontology annotation, cellular component: cytoplasmic side of plasma membrane.